Messenger RNA from Zeugodacus cucurbitae (melon fly), 2752 nucleotides. RefSeq names its product ATP-dependent RNA helicase SUV3 homolog, mitochondrial (gene Suv3). The transcript has 8 exons. Gene Ontology annotation, biological process: mitochondrial RNA 3'-end processing; RNA catabolic process. Bases 163 to 2472 code for a protein of 769 amino acids. Gene Ontology annotation, molecular function: hydrolase activity, acting on acid anhydrides; ATP binding; RNA helicase activity. The record is from RefSeq and is a predicted model, not a curated record. Gene Ontology annotation, cellular component: mitochondrial degradosome. NCBI's taxonomy places the organism in Eukaryota, Metazoa, Arthropoda, Insecta, Diptera, Tephritidae.
CUGUUUUCCUAUUCCAUUUGCACGCACAAACAAUUGCAUCACGAUCUUCCCGGCUAGCACAAUCGUGAUGACAAUUUGUAUAUAUUUUUAAUAAAUAUUUCAAUUAAUUAUUAUAAAGAGACAUAUUAAGAGUUAAGCUAGGUGUGUAAAUUUUUGUGAAGUAUGCAAAAUUCUAAAUGUAGUAUUAAUUUACUUAAUACGCUCGCGCGAAAUCUCAAUCUACGUGCAACUACAACUCAUUCGCCACUAAAUGUUUCCACACAGACUGUGACCAAAUAUGUGCACCUUAGUAGUUACGUACAAGCACGCAACAAGAAGACUGGACCACAGCAUGUUUCCACACUUUUCAAACCGGUACCAAUGCCGAAAACUGCAGACGAGCAUGAUGUGGGCUCCGAAAUGGUUGGUAAACUGGACAAAGCAGAAUUGUUGAAGAUUCUCAAUAAAUUUACGCAGAAGCGUGAAAUCAAACUUUUAUGUGUGGAAAAUGGACUUGAUUCUUACUUACAACAACAAGCGUUCGCCUCGUUUCGCCGUUAUUGCAUUGAGGCAGAAAACCUGCCAGUGGACUUGCACAUAACCAUUAGUGAUAUUUUACAUAAUGCGGGGCACAUAGACGACAUCUUUCCAUAUUUCUUGAGGCACGCUAAAACCAUCUUCCCUCAUUUAGACUGUAUGGAUGACCUGAAGAAAAUCUCAGACUUACGUACACCAGCCAAUUGGUACCCGAGUGCACGCGCAAUAACCCGCAAAAUCGUGUUUCACGCCGGACCGACAAAUUCCGGGAAAACAUACCAUGCUAUGGAACGGUUUUUGACCGCGAAAUCCGGUGUGUAUUGUGGUCCGCUAAAACUACUAGCCACUGAGGUGUUCAACAAAGCUAAUGAUAGGGGUACACCCUGUGAUCUGGUUACGGGUGAGGAACGUAAAUUUGGCAUCAAUGAAGAUACUCCAGCAAAUCAUGUAGCUUGUACUGUUGAAAUGACAUCGGUCAACACGCCCUAUGAAGUUGCUGUUAUCGAUGAAAUACAGCAAUUGCGUGAUCCCCAACGUGGUUGGGCUUGGACUCGUGCCUUUCUUGGUCUUAUCGCCGAUGAGGUGCACGUUUGUGGUGAGUCUGGUGCCUUGGAGCUAUUACAAAAGAUUUGUGAAACUACAAAUGAAACCGUUGAAGUGCAUAACUACGAGCGCCUGACCGAACUAACCAUCGAGGAUUCCGCAUUGGGAAGUCUAGACAAUGUGCAGGCAGGCGAUUGCAUUGUGUGUUUCAGUAAAAACGAUAUUUACUCAGUGUCGCGCGAAAUUGAAGCGAGGGGCAAAGAGGUAGCAGUAAUCUAUGGAGGCUUACCACCAGGCACUAAAUUGGCACAAGCCGCAAAGUUCAAUGACCCCGAGAAUAGUUGUAAAGUGAUGGUAGCAACAGAUGCGAUCGGCAUGGGUCUAAAUCUGAGCAUACGACGCAUCAUCUUUUACUCAAUAAUCAAGCCCUCAAUGAACGAAAAGGGUGAACGUGAAAUCGACACAAUAUCAAUAUCUUCAGCGCUACAGAUUGCCGGUCGCGCCGGGCGUUUUCGUACGCAGUGGGAGCAUGGUUAUGUCACCACUUUCAAAGCGGACGAUUUACAAACUUUGCGCAAAAUCUUGUCACAGAAACCUGAACCACUGAAACAAGCUGGCCUGCAUCCUACCGCUGAUCAAAUUGAGCUGUACGCUUACCAUCUGCCAAAAUCUACACUCAGUAAUCUAAUGGAUAUAUUUGUGAAUUUGUGCACUGUCGAUGACUCCUUAUACUUUAUGUGCAAUAUUGAGGAUUUUAAGUUUUUAGCUGAGAUGAUUGAACACGUGCCGUUGGCACUGCGUGCGCGCUAUGUCUUCUGUUGUGCACCCAUUAACAAGAAAAUGCCUUUUGUGUGCUCCAUGUUCCUUAAAAUUGCCAGACAGUAUAGCCGCAAUGAACCGAUCACUUUUGACUUCAUCACACGCAAUUGUGGUUGGCCCUUUGCUUUGCCCAAAACAAUCAUUGAUCUAAUGCACCUGGAAUCGGUGUUCGAUGUGAUGGAUCUAUAUCUAUGGUUAAGUUAUCGUUUUAUGGAUUUAUUCCCCGACGCAGCAGCGGUACGUGUCGCACAGAAGGAACUGGAUGAUAUAAUACAGCAGGGAGUCUUUCAAAUUACGCGCCUGCUGAAGAAUUCAGAGGCUAGUCAGAGUGCUGCCGAUGGAGAUAUGACAUAUAAUAUACGAAGAUCAACACAAAUGCGUGAACCACGUUUACCAAGCUCAUCACGUGGUCGCCUAACAGAGCGUUUAAUAGCGCAAGGUUUACUCACACCCGGCAUGCUGAGUGAGCUGCGUAAAGAAUGGGACGCACAGCAACAAUCUCUAGCACAAUCGACUAUCGAUAGCGCCUUCGAUACGGAUGAUGAAGGCAAUAGCAGUGGGUUCAAGAAGAUGCGGCGAAAGCGACGCAAGUGAACUGCAAUGUAAUUGCUACAAAGAAAACGGACUUUAUUUAUAUAUAUAUAUAUAUGUUAACUCAUUUGUACUCGUGUGUGGUGAAUUGCGUAUAAUUAUAUAAAUAAUUAUUUUCCUACAAAAUUUAAUGGUGUCAUAUUUUUACUGAGCGCCAAUGAGAGUUGUAGUAGACAAAAACUGCUCAGAAACUAAAUAUGAACUUUUGUGUUAAGCCAUUUAGAUGUAUGUAUAUACGUAAUAAUAAUAAAGAAGGCAGCCAAACUGCAGAGUAGUUGAAAAA